AUGUGCAAGUCUAUGAAAUGUAGAGUUAAUGGUCCACAUCAUCUACAUCACACGUACCCUCAGUCAGAAGAUCUCAUCAUUGGUGGCAUUGCAUCUCAUGGUGUCUUCGUGAGUAAUUUAAUAGAUUUCACUGAAGAACCUUCACCAGUAUUGCUUGACGAUUUUGUUGUAGUUCCUAAGUAUUACCAGCAUAUCCUGGCCUUGGCAUUUGCAGUAAAGGAGACCAAUGAAAACCCUGAGAUCUUGCCCAAUGUCACCUUGGGCUUCCACCUCUAUGACAGCUAUUUCAGUGCACGACAGACCUAUCAUGCCACAAUGCUACUUAUGUCCACACUGGAGAGAUGGGUAUGGAUUGGAGUCUUGAUUAUGGAUAAUGACAAUGGGGAAAGAUUUGUGCAAACUGUUGUUCCACUCUUCUCUCAGAGUGGUAUCUGCUUUGCCUUAAUUGAAAGAUUGCCUGUGUUAGUUUCUUUCACUGAAUUUAAUGGCCUACUAGUACAGGGAGCAAAAUUCCAUGACAAAGUCAUGGAUAGCAAAGCCAAUGUAGUAGUGUUUUAUGGAGAAUCUCUUUCCGUUAUGUAUUUGAGAUGGUUUCCAUAUCUAUCAGAAAAAGAACAUGGGACAAAUAUACCAAGAGGUAAAGUGUGGAUUAUGACAGCUCAAAUGGAACUCACUUCAUAUAUCUGUCAAAGAAAUUGGGAUACAGAAAUAAUCCACGGUGCUCUGUCAUUCACAAUUCACUCCAAUGAACUACCAGGAUUCAAACAAUUUGUUGAGAGCAAAAGCCCUUCCAGAACAAAAGGAGAUGGUUUUCUCAGAGACUUCUGGCAACAGGCCUUUGGUUGUGUAUUCCCUGACACUGCUGUGGGUGAGGUGGAUGGGAAUAUUUGCAUAGGGGAGGAGGAGCUAGAGAGCCUUCCAGGAACUUUUUUUGAAAUGAGCAUGACUGGCCAUAGCUAUAACAUCUACAAUGGUGUCUAUGCAGUGGCCCAUGCGUUAAACAUCAUGUCUUCAUCUAGAGUCAAACACAGUCCAAUGGUGGACAGAGAGGGAUUGAAGCUUCAGAAUCUCCAGAUGUGGCAGCUCCAUUAUUUUCUGAGACAUGUUUCAUUUAAUAACAGUGCUGGGGACAAGAUUUCCUUUGACCAUAAUGGGGAAUUAUUAGCUGGAUUUGAUGUUAUCAACUGGGUUGUUUCCUCAAACCAAACUUUUCACAGAGUGAAAGUUGGGAGGGUAGAUCCUGAUGGUCCUCCAGACCAAGCACUGUCCAUCAAUGAGGAUGCUAUCACAUGGAACAACUGGUUUAACCAGGCCUGGCCUCUGUCUGUAUGUAGUGAGAGUUGCCAUCCUGGUACCAGCAAGAAAGUGAAGGAGGGAGAGCCAUUUUGCUGCUAUGAUUGCAUCCCAUGUCCAAAAGGGAAGAUUUCAGAUCAGAAAGACAUGAAUGAGUGCAAUAAAUGCACAGGUGAAAAGUAUGCGAACAGCAAGCAGGAUUUAUGCAUUCCCAAGGCUGCAACCUUCUUGUCAUAUGAAGAACCAUUGGGACUUAGUUUAGCCUCUUUUGCUCUUUCUUUUUCUUUGAUCACUGCUUUCAUGCUUGGCAUGUUUAUGAAGCAUCAUGACACUCCCAUUGUCAAAUCCAACAACCGGGAUGUCACCUACACCCUCCUUAUCUCUCUCCUGCUCUGCUUCCUUUGUACAUUGCUCUUCAUUGGCCAACCCCAGAAGGCAACGUGUCUCCUCCGACAAACUGCUUUUGGCAUCAUCUUCUCAGUGGCUGUUUCUUGUGUGCUGGCAAAAACCAUCACUGUGGUUCUGGCUUUCAUGGCUACCAAACCAGGGUCCAGGAUGAGGAAGUGGAUGGGGAAACGACUGACCAAUUCUAUUGUUGUUUCUUGCUCUCUUAAUGAAGCAGGCAUUUGUGCUAUAUGGUUGGCAACCUCUCCCCCAUUCCCAGAUGUGGACAUACAUUCAGUGACUGAAGAAAUUAUACUGGAAUGUAAUGAAGGGUCUGUGACUAUGUUUUAUGGUGUCCUGGGCUAUAUGGGUUUUCUGGCAAUUGCCAGUUUCACUGUGGCUUUCUUUGCCAGGAAAUUACCUGACAGUUUCAAUGAAGCCAAGCUUAUCACUUUCAGCAUGUUGGUCUUUUGCAGUGUUUGGGUAUCCUUCGUUCCUUCCUACUUGAGCUCCAAAGGUAAAUACAUGGUAGCAGUGGAGAUCUUCUCUAUCUUAACCUCCAGUGGUGGAUUGCUGAGUUGCAUCUUUUCCCCAAAAUAUUACAUUAUUUUGUUGAGGCCUGAGUUGAAUAACAGGGAACAGCUAACAAGAAGAAAAGAAUGA
Rhineura floridana is the source of this 2340-nucleotide messenger RNA. RefSeq names its product vomeronasal type-2 receptor 26-like. The record is from RefSeq and is a predicted model, not a curated record. Bases 1 to 2340 code for a protein of 779 amino acids. NCBI's taxonomy places the organism in Eukaryota, Metazoa, Chordata, Lepidosauria, Squamata, Rhineuridae. Gene Ontology annotation, molecular function: G protein-coupled receptor activity. Gene Ontology annotation, cellular component: membrane. Gene Ontology annotation, biological process: G protein-coupled receptor signaling pathway. The transcript has 6 exons.